CGCAGCUGUUCUUUCAGUAUUAUGUUACAUAUCUCACGUGUAAGUAUUUACUGCGUGUAACGUUAACGUAACCGAGUGUUGUAGAAGAGACUAAUUUGUAUCACCAAGAACACAAUGGAGCCUGUCAUAGAGAUAAAUCCUGCCUGUUCCGUAGUAGGAGCGACUAGUCUGUGUCACCAGUAACAUAAUGGAGACCGUUAUACUAAUAAAUGUUGGAGCAUCGAAAUGGGACAUCCGUCAGAAAGUUUGGGACUACAUCGAAGAAAAUAAUCUGGCCAACUUCCCAAGGCCUGUUCACAACAGAAUCCCCAAUUUCAAGGGUGCAAUUCAAGCAUGCAACAGGCUUGCAAACCUGCAGGAGUUCAAGUCCAGCCAGACAGUCAAAGUAAACCCAGACAGACCCCAGCAGCAGGCACGCUUUGUCACUCUGGAAGCGCAGAAAACUUUAUUGGUCCCAACUCCUCGUCUUCGCACCGGCCUUUUCAAUAAUAUUAUUCCUCCCCAAGGGGCCAGCAAAGAACAGCUACGCAUAUGCUCUUCCUCUCAGGGCGUGAAAGACUUCAGUGUGCCCGUUGGACUGGAUGCAAAGGUGAAGGUAGAUCUGGUGGUGGUUGGCUCUGUGGCGGUCUCAGAGAAAGGGUUUCGGAUUGGAAAAGGAGAGGGCUUUGCUGACCUGGAGUAUGGCAUGAUGGUCUCAAUGGGAGCUGUGAACGAGUCUACUGUGGUGGUUACUAUUGUCCAUGACUGCCAGGUGGUGGACAUUCCAGAAGAGUUAGUAGAAAGUCAUGACCUGACUGUGGACUACAUCCUCACACCCACCAGGGUUAUUAAAAUAGAUUGCCAGAUUCCCAAGCCACACGGAAUCAUCUGGACUAAGCUGGACACAGAAAAGCUGGAGAAGAUCCCCAUCCUGAAGACGCUGCGUGCUCUGGAGGAACAGGCUGGAAAGGAUGUAACACUAGGGGCGGCACCUCCUGCAGCAGAGCCCGGUCUGCAGACCGGCCAACCCAGAAGGCAAACCAGACGAAGGCCAAGGCAGAACACACAGCAGGAUGCUGAGGGAGAAUCCAAACAGGAGAAAAGAGCAGAGUCAGAACAGAAAGCCAGACAGCGUCCAGCUAGAGUGAGGAAGGAAAGCAGAGGAGAUGGCGGCAGAGGUAAAGAGGGAGAAAUCAAUGAGAGAGGAAAGGGUAGAAGUGGAGGGAACAUGAAGGAGAAGGACCCAGAGGAGGGUGGAAGUGAAGUCAUGUCUCAACGUAAGCUCCCUCUGAGUGUGACCACAGUUUACCUGGGGGGAAUCCCUGCUGGGCUGCGUGUUAGUGAGCUGAAAACUGCUCUCAGAGAGAGGGAGGCCGCCCCACUGAGGCUUACCUGGCAGGGAGCUCAACACAGGGCCUUCCUGGACUACAGCGACCCUGAGGCUGCAGAGCAGGCCCUGGAGGCUUUGCAGGGUCUCAGUCUGAAUGGUCACAGUCUGCAGGCUGAGCUGGCUAAGAGCCAGCGGGGAGGCAAGAGGUCCGGGCAGUCCAAUAGAAGACCAAGACCAUCAACAGCUCCGAAAUCUAAAUCAGCACCAGCAGAUACUGAGAGUGACACCAAUGAAAUGACUGAGCAGUGAUAGCAACAGGCAAAACGCAGCCCAAUAAGCAUUAAUUGUGGAGCAACGUUAAAUGCCUUAAGAAGAGAUUUUUUUUUGUAAUAUUUCUGGAUUUAUUACAAGUUGACCUCAGUUAUAUGAACCUUUUAGACUUCUAAAGUGACUGCUAAGGCUAAUGAGCUUAACAAAAUGUGAAUAAAAUAUGCAAUUGCUAAAUCCCAGGAUCAUAAAGCAUUUCACUAGAAAAGUACUUACGUACCAUUUCACAAUAUUAACAAUACAUCUAUGUGCCUUGUUUAUUCACACACACCCCUGUGGUCUGUGUGUCCCCAGCGCCUUCAUUCCUUGAAGGUGCUUCUAUGAGUAACUCUAUAGACAGUUACAGUUAAUGUCCUUUCAAACUAUAGACUGCAUGUACAGUCUUUGUUAAAAUACAAGUGUUAUUUUAAAAAAAAAGUGUUAAGUAAAUCUUAUUUCCACAACCAACUUUUUAAUUACUUCCUCCAACAAGGUCAUGUUUAGACUUAUUUGUCUGCCUGUUGGUUAUCUCUAAAACAUUUAUUUAAGGCCAUGGGCCAAAGAAGAACUAGUUAGGUUUUGUUGCAGAUAGCACCGCCAUGUGGUCAUUAUUCACUUUAUGCAAUCCUGAUGAUUCCUGACCCAUAAGACCCUAAGCCUAGUAUUAAAGUGAAAUAUUCAUUGGUCUUAAUAUCCAUAUAAGCCACACCAAUGUUUGACCACACAGAUGUUACACUGUUUUGAAUAUUUUUGCAAAACACAUUUUCCACGGCUUCUACAAAUUUCAUCCAAUCUUCACAAAAUCUGUAACAUUUGAAUGACCCUAAAAGCAUUAUUUGUUUCAUCUUCCAUUGCCAAAUUGUGAAGUAGAUGUCGCCCAUUUGACCUAAAUUGCCAUAAAUCUUGAGCAUAUUGUGCAGUUUCAACCACAUUUAAAAGACGUGAACAUAUUAGCGAAUUGUUAUGCCAUUUUGAUUGCAGACUACAGCAAUAAGAUGCAUUUAAAUAAUGCAUAAUUCAGUCAUGAUGUCUGUUGAAAAUUUGCACAAUUCAUCAAUGCACAUAACCCAGGAUGUAGGUAUUCUUUAAAAAUCAACAUGAUUGCCUGUUAGUGUGUUUUGACAAAGAUCUGGAUCUAGAUGCAGAUUAUAAACAUCUAAACCUAUUUUAUUUAAAGAUAACGCAUUUAGUUUGUGCAGCCUCGUUGGAGCUAUGCUUUUUGAUUUCUACUUGUUUACUGUGCUUUCUACUUGCUAAGGUUUUUUUCAGAAUUUUUGGAAAUAGACAUUGUACAUUUAAACAGUGAUAUUUGUACCUUUUAAUGAUAAAAAUGACAUUCAUGGCAUCCUGUCUGGUUAGGUCAGUUUGAGUAUGAAGCCAUUCUCACCAUUAAACAGAUAAGAUAUGCUACCAUGAACUGUUCUAGUGUUAAUGCAUCUGUUUGUAACAUUAUCACAUUCUCUACUAAAGCGUUUGACCGUA
Molecule: messenger RNA, 3097 nt
Organism: Siniperca chuatsi (mandarin fish)
Lineage: Eukaryota; Metazoa; Chordata; Actinopteri; Centrarchiformes; Sinipercidae
Gene: mthfsd
Product: methenyltetrahydrofolate synthetase domain containing
Exons: 9
Coding region: 188-1618 (476 amino acids)
Cellular component (GO): cytoplasm
Molecular function (GO): RNA binding
Source: RefSeq, a predicted model, not a curated record